AUGUUGUCUCUUCUGCUCGUGUUGGUUGUAUUGACCCAACAAGUUGCUUCUACACAAGUUGAAGACUUUGUUGAGUGUGAGCCUGUAGACACAGCAUGUGAGUGUGGCGCUGAUGCCACUGUCUGCAUCUUUCAGCUAUACAUUGAGCGUGUCUUUACCUUCACCAAGUACAACUAUAGCGUUCCCUAUAGUCAUGGACAAGGAGAAUCCUACUACAUUAAUAACAUGGGACAAUUUGUUCCCUUCCAUAACAGGGGAAGAUGCAUCGAAGGAACUUUUACGAAACAAACUGGAAGUGGAUCGUCAGAUAAUUUAUACUGCAAUGAAGUAAACAUGUGUCUUCCUAAAAGUAAGCUCUGCAGUGAACCAAUAACAGUGGACGGAAAAACUUAUAAGACAGUUAUCGCGGUUAACAAGCAGCUCCCUGGACCAACACUGAUAGUUCAUGAGGGACAAAUAGUUGCAGUCGAUGUUCACAACAAUCUCAGUACUGAAGGGAUAACCAUUCACUGGCAUGGACAGCACCAGAUAAAGACAAACUUCAUGGAUGGAGUGGGUUUAGUUACACAGUGCCCCAUUCAACCUGGAAGCUCGUUUCGCUACAUAUUCAAAGCCGGUCCAAGUGGAACCUUCUGGUAUCACUCUGAAAUGCAGUCUCAACGUGGAAUUGGCCUUUUUGGUGCAUUCAUUGUAAAAGAGAAAGAUCCAAUGUCAUAUCCUGUUUCAUUCAGAGAUGAUCCAGCUCAUCAUACACUGACAAUCAUGGACUGGUUUCUAGAGGAUCCGGAACCGUUUUGCAAGCGUAUGAAACACGGACUUGGUGAUGAACCAAUCUUUACUCUACCAAAUGAAAACCAGCUUAUUCUUCCACGAACAACAGGCCCAGAUUUCAUCAAAAUUGGCAUCAAUACAUUCUGGUCUGCAAUAAUACAUGGCAAAGGCAGACAUCCUGAUGUAUCCUAUAAUCAAUCCAGCUUAAAUAUCUAUGAAGUUGAACCGGGGCAAACAUAUCGAUUCCGACUGAUUCAUACUGGUACAAUGUAUGGGUUUAGAUUUUCUAUCGACAAUCAUAAGCUAACUGUGAUCGCCACAGACGGAUAUCUAGUAAAUCCUCUGGAAGUGGACUACAUAGCGUUGGAAGGAGGGGAGAGAUAUGACUUUCUGUUGGAGGCCAACCAAGGGGGAGGCAAUUAUUGGAUAAAAGCCGAAACGUUUGAAAUUGAUGGUACUAGCGGUCCACCUUUCAAGUUCAUUGACCACAAAGCUGAAGCAAUUUUGCAUUAUUCUGGUACAGAUGUGCCAAGCCAACAGAGUUUGCUAACAUUUUAA
This is a messenger RNA of Geodia barretti, 1329 nucleotides long. The record is from the annotation of a GenBank genome assembly. NCBI's taxonomy places the organism in Eukaryota, Metazoa, Porifera, Demospongiae, Tetractinellida, Geodiidae.